AAUACUUGUAACUGACAGAGACCUUGCCCUUAUCUCUGCUGUUCGAACCGAGUUACCACAUGUCAAACACCAGUUCUGUGUUUGGCACAUUGAGCAAAAUAUUAUUAAAAAUUUAAACAGUAAGCUUAAGGACAAAUUUAUAGCAUUUAAUAAGGAUUUUAAGGCAGUGAUGGUUAAGGCUCCCUAUGAUAAUAUGUGGUCAUAUUGUUAUACAAACAAAAAUGUAAACUAUGGAGUAAGAACAACUCAGCAGUCAGAGGCCACUAAUGCACAUUUAAAGCGUUUACUUAGUCAUUCGGCACCUUUGUCUAAGUUAGUUAAUGCAUUGGAAAAGUUAGCCCGUCAUCAACUCCAGAGUUCUCAGUACCAACAAUAUCGCAUACGUGGAAAACAAUAUAAUAUAGCUGCUAGUUAUGAUAUUAACAAGCAAAAUGUGGGCUUGUUUCAAGUUUAUCGCAAUGAAGAUCACAAGCACACAAUAUAUCAAACUGAUGCUGGAUAUGUUUGUUCUUUUAAUUAUAAUACACAAUUUUCUUUAUCGUGUCGUCACAUUUUCACUGUUCAUAUUGCUAGUAAGAAGGUUAUGAAUGUUAAUUAUAUUGGUGCUCGAUGGAUUGUCUCGCCGGCAGGGUUUAAUACGCCACAAGCAGAAAAUCUAAAUCAUCUUAAUGAAAAUCUUGUUAAUAAUAAUGAAUUUGAAAGUGAGUUUUUACCUUUUUCUAAUCAUAAUAUUAAUGAGAUAUCUGAUCAACAAAAACAUCAUCGAAGUACUGUGAAUUUACUUAAAGCCAUCAAAGCUAUUUCUAACCAAGUAGGUUAUAUUGAAAUAAACAGCAUCUUGGCGCAUUUUGUAGACCAAUUGAACAGCAAAUAUCCCUUAUUACAAGAUGAUAUUGGGAAUCCUCCUAUCACAAAGACAAAAGAAAGGCCAAACAGUACCAAGUGCAAGAAGAUAGGUGCCGAAUAUGCUACUAAAAAAACCUACAUAUGUGGUGUUUGUAACAAUUCUGGACAUAAUUCUAGAAGUUGUCUACAAAAGCUUUAA
Molecule: messenger RNA, 1045 nt
Organism: Cetraspora pellucida
Lineage: Eukaryota; Fungi; Glomeromycota; Glomeromycetes; Diversisporales; Gigasporaceae
Source: the annotation of a GenBank genome assembly